AUGAAAGUUCAACUGGAUAUCAAGAUGGAGGACAACGAAUUAGAGGAUCUAUUGAAAGAAAGACUCAAUUUAAACAAUAUAGCAUUUGUUGAGAAUAGAAAUGGAUAUAUUAGCGAAGGAAAGGUGUUUCAAACGGAAGAUGGAAGCAGAAUCUUUGUCAAGGUAAACCGGAAGCAAGGGGCACGACUAAUGUUCGAAGGAGAAGUUGCUAGUUUGGAAGCACUGAAAAACACAAAUGAAAUUCGAGUGCCGAACCCAAUUAAAAUCAUGAACAUUCCGACUGGAGGUUCUGCACUAGUUAUGGAGUUUCUUGACAUCACUGAGCUUUCGAACCAGCAGGCAGCUCUUGGAGAGAAAUUAGCACGGUUACACCUGCACAAUGACAGAUUACGACGUCGGGCCAAGGCAACCGAAUGUACAGUAGGGGAAUACGAACGAAGUCCGAUAGCCGUAGAGAAGUUUGGAUUCGACAUGGCAACCUGUGUCGGCUUUCUGCCUCAACCUGUUUCUUGGUCGGAAAACUGGACGACCUACUUUUCCAAUUUACUGGACUAUCGGAUUGGAUUAAUUGAAAAGCAAGCUUCAUCGCCUGUUGAUACAGUAAAUGCACACAAAAUGCGCGAACUAUGGACAGAGAUUCUGCUUCUUUUGCCCGGACACUUUCGGAAUAUCGACAUCAAACCUUCUUUACUACAUGGUGACCUCCAUGUUUUCAACUCUGGGGAAACCAAACAUGAUGGACCAGUAAUAUUCGAUCCAGCUUCCUUUUAUGGUCAUUCAGAGAUUGAUCUUUCCGUGGGAUUUGUUUAUCCUGGAUUCAACCAGCAGUUCUAUGAUGCUUACUUUAAGUUAAUACCCAAGGCACCCGGAUUUGAAGGCAGACUGGACCUCUAUAUGUUAAAUCAGAUAUUGAACUAUUGGAAUCAUUUCGGUCCUAAACAGUGCCGCCAACGAACUAUUGAUUUGAUGAAGAAAAUUACAGACACUAAACCACAAUGA
Molecule: messenger RNA, 999 nt
Organism: Ylistrum balloti
Lineage: Eukaryota; Metazoa; Mollusca; Bivalvia; Pectinida; Pectinidae
Product: fructosamine-3-kinase-like
Exons: 8
Coding region: 1-999 (332 amino acids)
Source: RefSeq, a predicted model, not a curated record